Messenger RNA from Mytilus trossulus (common blue mussel), 636 nucleotides. RefSeq names its product complement C1q-like protein 4. Lineage: Eukaryota; Metazoa; Mollusca; Bivalvia; Mytilida; Mytilidae. The transcript is spliced from 2 exons. Bases 7 to 597 code for a protein of 196 amino acids. The record is from RefSeq and is a predicted model, not a curated record. Gene Ontology annotation, molecular function: protein binding.
GAAAAAAUGAUGCCAUUAUUAUAUGUAGUAACUUCCAUCUUUAUUUCUGUACUACAGUCGGGAGAACAGGUUUCUGGACACAGCUGUCGCUAUGCUUAUGUGUGUGAUGGUGGCUUGACAUCGGACCACACUGAUAUUAUCAAAUUAAAAAAAGAAAUUGAAGCACUGAAAGACAAGUCAAAACCAGUGGCGUUCUAUGCAUACCGAAGUAGUAAUCUUGGCACUGGCUCAAACUUGAGGCACAGAGUCGUGGUUUAUGAUCGUGUGGAUUUAAAUAUAGGGAACGCAUACAACAAAAAUAAUGGAAAAUUUACGGCUCCAUCAGAUGGACUUUAUCUUUUCCACGUCUCAACUGGGGUAUACUUUAAAUCAUAUGCAGUCAUGCAACUAGUGCUCAAUGGCGUGGUUAAAGAUAUUGGAUUUCCCGAUUCAGCUACAACUGGUCAUGCUUUAUUGAGGAGUCAUUCUACUACAGCCACACCUUUGUUGCUAAAGAGAGGAGAUGUUGUCUAUGCCCGAAUCGGAGUACUUAAUGGAGGAAACUACAUAGAAAGUAACCAGUACAUCCGAACUAGCUUCUCUGGAACAAAACUAUAAGAAGUAAAGAGAAAAUAAAUAAAUUAAGAUACUAAUAGU